Molecule: messenger RNA, 1859 nt
Organism: Girardinichthys multiradiatus
Lineage: Eukaryota; Metazoa; Chordata; Actinopteri; Cyprinodontiformes; Goodeidae
Product: acidic amino acid decarboxylase GADL1-like
Exons: 15
Coding region: 66-1592 (508 amino acids)
Biological process (GO): carboxylic acid metabolic process
Cellular component (GO): cytoplasm
Molecular function (GO): carboxy-lyase activity; pyridoxal phosphate binding
Source: RefSeq, a predicted model, not a curated record
UCUUACUGUAUGGGUUUGAGCUGCAGGCAACAGAAUUCAGCUACAUCAUAUCAAUUGAACAAAACAUGGAGAAACACAUGAAUGGCCAAAUCACUGUAGGAGAGUUGAUAAAUCCAGAAAAAUGCUAUUUGAGUGCUGCUGUGGACAUGGAGGCAGCAGAGAACUUCAUACAACAAGCCAUGGACAUGAUUAUUCAAGAGGCAGUGAAAAAAGGAACAAACGUCAAAGAAAAGGUUUGUGAGUGGCGCUCCCCCGAGCAGCUAAAAGAGCUGUUGGAUCUUGAGCUGAAAGAUACAGGAGAGUCUGAGUCCAAGAUACUGCAGUGCUGCAAGGACGCCAUCAGAUACAGCGUCAAAACUAGUCAUCCUCGUUUCUUCAACCAGCUGUUUGCAGGGAUGGAGCCUCAUUCUAUGGUGGCAAGUUUCAUUACUGAGGCAAUAAAAACCAGCCUGUACACAUAUGAGGUGGCCCCAGUCUUCACUCUGAUGGAGGAUGUUGUGCUGAGAACGAUGAUGGAGCUGAUUGGAUGGGAGGACGGGGGAGAUGGACUCUUUAAUCCAGGUGGUUCAAUGUCCAACAUGUAUGCUGUAAACUUAGCACGGUAUAGUUACUGUCCAGAUUUCAAAGAGAAUGGAAUCUACUCUUCUUCACGACUGGUCAUGCUAACAUCUCAGGAGGCUCAUUACUCCAUCUCUAAAGCUGCAGCUUUGCUGGGACUUGGCACUAAAAAUGUCUAUGUUGUGCCUUCUGAUUACAGGGGAAAGAUGAUCCCAUCUGCUCUUGAAGAAAAAAUACAGCUGGCAAAACGUGAGGGUGCAGUUCCUUUCUUCGUCAAUGUCACAGCUGGAACAACAGUGUUUGGCGCCUUUGAUCCUAUUGAAGAGAUUGCCGACAUCUGCGAGAAGCACAACCUGUGGCUGCAUGUGGAUGCAUGCUGGGGUGGAGGUGCUCUCAUGUCUAAGAAGCACAAGCACUUAUUAAACGGCAUCCAAAGAGUCAAUUCUGUUGCCUGGAACCUUCACAAAAUGUUGAUGGCUACCCUGCAGUGCUCAGCUUUCCUGGUCCGAGACAAGACUUGUCUCCUCCAGCGCUGCCACUGUGCGGGGGCUACAUACCUCUUCCAGCAGGACAAGUUCUACGAUGUGAGCUACGACACUGGGGACAAGUCGGUCCAGUGCAGCAGGAAACCAGACGCUUUCAAGUUCUGGCUCAUGUGGAAAGCUGUGGGGACCAAAGAGUUGGGGCGUAGGGUGGACAGAGCCCUUGCCAUGGCCAAGUAUCUUGCACAAGAGAUCAAAAAAAGAGAAGGAUUCAGAUUGGUAAUAGAGCCUGAGUUUGCAAACGUUUGCUUCUGGUACAUUCCCCCAAGUUUGAGGAACGUUCCGGACUGCCCCGAGCUGUGGAAAAAGCUACACGCUGUGGCGCCAGUAGUUAAGGAGCGCAUGAUGAAGUCGGGUAGCAUGAUGAUUGGAUAUCAGAAGCAUGGGGACAAGGCAAACUUUUUCCGGAUGGUGGUCAUCAGCCCUCAGGUGAACAGGCAAGAUUUGGACUUUGUCCUGGAUGAGAUACACAGUCUGGGAAGGGACUUGUGAACUGGGACGUGUUUCCAUCAAGAUUCUUUAUCCAUGUGCUGUAGAUGGACUUGAAAGGUACUUUCUGGCAACUAAAGGAAUCAACAGAAAUGGUAGUUGUAACAACAGUCUGUACCACUUGGAGAAAUCCUGCAAAGACAUCUGGUGAUCUGUACAUGUACAAUAAUUGUUCUACUUGUUAUGUAUACAAAAGCAACCGAUAAGCCAAAAUGUAUGCAAAUAUUUUGUCACUCAAAAAAAAAAAUAUUAAACACACUUUUAAUUGUC